AUGGGUAGUCCUGGUGAUCCUGUUCGAGUCACGGAGAUCGUGGGAAUGGAAGAUUGUGGACUCCUCAGCAUGAACACAAUGCUCCCAGAUGAAGAACAAGAUCAGUUAGAUCCUCAGUCUUUCAACAAGUUCAUCGAUGAUCUUGAAUUGGACCUUGCCGACAUUUCAGGAGAUCCGUUGCGAUGUUUCACCACCCGCCCCGCUACAGGGGGCUUUUCUAACUACACAUCUGAUUCUUCCCUGCCCUCGCUUCUGAAUGACUCAGACUCUGAUUACUCAUUGUCCAACUCGAGCUCCCUUUCAGAAUUCAUGGCAUUGUUUCCGGACCCGGAUAUACAGAUGGACGAGUUCCAGGAUCAUAACUCAGGAAAUGUGCUCAUCGAUGAGGUGAAUCAAUCACCUCAACGUGAACUCUUUAUCGCAGAUGAUCACUACCCAGAGAGGUGUCAGGAGAUCUCUGCCGUCACCGACGAUGUCAAGGUUCAAACCGAAAGCGAUAGCAUGGGAUGUUUAGCAUGGUUCGCUGCCAAUACCGCCUCUAUCGAGAAAAUAGAACGGCUAUCAGACGCAUCGAUUCGCGAUUCUGGAACGGAGUACAUGCCGACAUCCGAGUUAGAGCCUCCUCCGAACGCCUUCAUGCAGUUGUCCCUUCCGCAGCUAGAGCCCAUGGUCAUACCGACUUCUGAGCUUCAAAACACGCUGGAAUCUCAAGACACACAGCGAAAUACAUCUCCCCAAUCGGGAGAAGCGCUACGUCUGCGCCAAUGCGGGGUGUCGGUACGCGUCCGCCAGAAAGAACGAUCUGAAGAGACACGGGAUGUCUUGUGGACAGAAGGCCUAGGGCCCACAAUGGGCGGAUGGUAUGGCGCGACGCUCCUGAGACUGUCUACUAUCUCUGACUCGAUCUCAUAA
Molecule: messenger RNA, 912 nt
Organism: Heterobasidion irregulare TC 32-1
Lineage: Eukaryota; Fungi; Basidiomycota; Agaricomycetes; Russulales; Bondarzewiaceae
Exons: 5
Coding region: 1-912 (303 amino acids)
Source: RefSeq, a predicted model, not a curated record